Molecule: messenger RNA, 1397 nt
Organism: Chara braunii
Lineage: Eukaryota; Viridiplantae; Streptophyta; Charophyceae; Charales; Characeae
Source: the annotation of a GenBank genome assembly
GAGGGCCAUCAAGCUCCCCUGCAAGCUUUUGCGUCUCUGGUUCAGCUCAAGGAACAGGGGAGAGUGGAGAGAGGAACGAGGGGAGCAGACGCAGGCCAUGACGAUGGAGCGAUCGGCUGCGGUGGCGCUGUUCUUGUUUGCAUUCCUUGCACUAGCCUCCAACGCACUCGCCAAGCGCUGCAUAUCUCCGCCGCGAGGGACGGUGAAGAUCUCGGAACUCACCUACGCCGGCGAUGGCUGUCCCCCAGGAAGCGCCGAAGGUGUCAUGUCAUCUGACGCGGAGGCGCUGACGGUGAUGUUCAGCAAUUACAGUGCUACGACGGACUCGACAAGUCAGGAUAGGAGGAAGGUCUGCACGUUGACGGUCAAGCUGAUUUACCCUGCGGGGUUUAUCUUCCAUUUGGGUACGUGCACCAUGCGCGGGUACGGAAUGCUUGAGGAAGGUGUCACGGGGACAGUUCAGACCAGUUACCAUAUCUCCGGGCUAGGCGGCACGUCGAGGACGACGCGGGUCAUGAAAGGCCCGUUCGACGACAACUUCGAGUUCACGGACAGAUUCGUUGGCGCCGCCUACAGCCAAUGUCGCAAAGUGAGGAACCUCAACAUCAAGUCGGAGGUGCGAGUCAAUCCUGGCACGUCGGGAAACCAGGGAUUGAUGACCAUUGAUUCUACGGAUCUGAAGCUAACGGAAGUCUUCCACCUCAGCUGGUCCAAAAAAGACGUGCGAAAGGGAUCGGCGGGGGUGCUGCGCUGCGCUAAUGUAGAACUGCGGACGGCGAGGCACGUGUACGGUUGUGACGAAGUUGACGAGUCAAAGGAAGUAGAUAUUGCCGUCGACUGGUCCGAAACGCGAGGGGCGCUCGGGGAUGACGAGCCGGAGAAGUCACGGGCGGAAGGGGUCGCCUUGGCGGAUGGAAAAGCGGACUCCGGCCUCUUGUCAACUGUCGCGGCGGCGGAAACCUUCCGCGUAGUCGGAAUGGCGCUCGACUUCAAGGAGUCAAGUCUGUACGUGCUUCAAAGACUUCAAUAUGACCGACUCACUCGUACGCGCGAUCCGGGCAGGAACAUUCGCGACUGUUCAGCGGACUCCGAGGUGCUCUGUCGCAUGCUUACCGGUGGCGGGACUUCCGUGAUAAUUGGAGGGAGGAGGAGAAGAGAGGGGGGGGGGGAGUUGUAAUUGCUUCGAUCUUCCGGCCAUUGGAUUGGUAUCCAUCGGGGGGGGUUAAAGUAGGUGCGUGUCCCAUCUUAAUAUGCGCGCCACACUGUCAUUUGAUGUAGAACUCAUUUCGCUUGCCGCUCGCAAUUAGGCUCGCAAAUAGAGUAUGACGGCGAUGGCGGAAGAUUGGUAUUCGAUUGACGGGAUUGUCGUGCGUCGCUAAUAAAGCCUUCCACGAUUC